AUGGCUUCCGUCAGGUUUGCAGACAGCACCACCCCAACACACCACCGCUUCCCGAGCAUCGAACACAUCCCACGCCCUCAGAGCACCCACCUCGACCUCCGAUACCCUGCCCGCUACCUCACCCUCUCCCACGACACCCCGGCCGUCGUCGAUCUCAAGGCUGCCUCUCCCCCCCUCCGCACACCAGCUCAAACAGCCCCUCGUCCGUCCCUCCAAGCCCGCCCCCGCCGGCCGGCCGAGAACCCAGAGCCUCACCGAACCCUCCGCCAAGCUGCCCCCUCCUUCAAAACCCUCGUCGAAACUAUCGACGCUUUCCCCUGCCCGCUCGAGGACAAACUGACCCUGGUCGCCAAACUGCAUGCCGAAGUCGAAGCCGAAUUGACCCAGCUGAGCGAGCUCGCCGGCCCGCCGCUUGCCUCUACCUACCUUGAUUACGCGGACCGGAGCUCUGGCCAUUCGAGGAAGAAGAUCGAGGACACGGUCCGGUUCAUCAAGCAUGCCGACCGGAUCAAGGCCCAUGCGCUCCAACAGCUCAAGCAGGACAUCAGCCAUUCCCAGACACCCGCCCUCCAUCCCGCCCUCCCAGCUCACUCGCACCACCACCCCUCUCACCAAGCUCCUGCCGCUCAUAGCAGCAGCAGAUUGGCGCUCUUGAGCAGAGAACUACAUUGA
Messenger RNA from Puccinia triticina, 672 nucleotides. RefSeq lists its product as uncharacterized. The transcript is spliced from 5 exons. The coding region runs from base 1 to 672 and encodes 223 amino acids. The record is from RefSeq and is a predicted model, not a curated record. NCBI's taxonomy places the organism in Eukaryota, Fungi, Basidiomycota, Pucciniomycetes, Pucciniales, Pucciniaceae.